UCAGGGGACUGAUGGAGAGUGACGGCUUUAAAAAAGGCGUUUUGCCAGAGAGCAGCCAUCACUCUGCCCACUCGUCCUCUUCGGGAGAUUCCCGCUAGUUGGUGGGUGUGACUGAUGGUAGUCACCCCCCACCGCACACACACACACGGCGGUUUACCUAUGAAUUAUUUGGUUGACGGGUUGGAAUUUCUCCACAUUUCUCCGCCGGGUUGUCCAAUCAGGGAAAGCGAUGAAACAGAAACGAGGCUCCCCUGGGAGACAGCCUCGGAGAUGACUCCCAGCGGGUGUAAGGGAGAGGCAGGCGACGCUUUUUACUGGCAGGAUGAACGAGGCUGAGACCGAAGCUGCAGAAGUUUGAGGAGCUGUCCAGAUGCUGAAAGAGCACCAGGCAGCCCUUCUUUCAAUUAGUAUUAAGCUGCUGGCUCUGGAGGAACUAAUGUGAUUUUAAAACGAGGUGAAAGCCAUUCAUCCGUGGCGUGUGACGUGAAAGGUUCAGCUUGUGUCGCUAAUUUGAGUCAGUAAUUUCACCUCUGCAGAGAUCCCCUCCUCCCUGUUUUUUUUUUUUUUUUUUUUUCAAACAAGAGAUUUCACUUUAGAUAGUCGCCUCAUUCUGUCAUGAAUAUUUCACCUGCAUUCAUCUUCUGGAGGGAGAAAACACAGUUCAAUGCAAAAUCCCCCCGCUCCCCCCUCGGUGCUUAUUUAUUUUCUGUUAGAGGCUUUUAGAACCAAUUUGGAGCAAAAAUAACGAUCCGUCCAGCCACAGAUCAAUAACUGGGGUCUGCAACGAGUGUCAGUCGCAGCCCCGCAUGUAGGAGAAUGCAGACAGGAGGGGUGGAGUUCACAGCUUUUACUUUUCAAACGCUGCUCUGACAGAGGAGCUCAUUCUUUGCCUGGAAAACAGCGGAGUUGGCCACUGAUGCGUCCUGGCAUGUGAUCCCGCUCUCAGUCAAGUCAAUCGCCUCGCCGCUGCAGCCUCUCCAUUAAACUUUCCAUGCUGUUGCCCGUCCAAUGGACAGCACUUAGGAGGUUUGUCUGGACCGUACUCGCUCCUGCUCGCUCGCCCGCCGCGCUCCGGCUCUCCGCCGCCGGCUCUCCAGGUUCAGAGGGACUCGCGCGGCUCGGGGAGCUGCCCCGGGUCUCCCGCACGCAUGGAGGGAGACGUCAUGGACAAGGUUGAGGCCACGGCGACGGUCCGUGACUUCGACCCGAUCAGCGGGAGCAUCCCGGCCACCAAAGUGGAGAUCACCGUGUCCUGCAGGAAUCUGUUGGACCGAGACACUUUCUCCAAAUCGGAUCCAUUGGUUGUGUUGUACACACAGGGCGUGGAGUCCAAACAGUGGAGAGAGUUUGGGAGAACAGAGGUGAUUGACAACACGCUAAACCCAGACUUUGUCAGAAAGUACAUCCUGGACUACUUCUUUGAGGAGAAGCAGAACCUGCGCUUCGACGUAUAUGAUAUUGAUUCUAAAAGUCCAGAUCUGGCAAAGCAUCCAACCGACUUUAACGACUUCCUGGGACAGGUCUACUGCACGCUGGGAGAGAUUGUGGGCUCACCUGCGAGUCGCCUGGAGAAACCUCUCGGUGGCAUACCCGGGAAGAAAUGUGGGACCAUCAUAUUGUCGGUAGAGGAGCUGGGAAACUGCAGAGAUUACGCCACCAUGCAGUUCUGUGCCAACAAACUGGACAAAAAGGACUUCUUUGGAAAGUCAGAUCCCUUCAUGGUUUUCUACCGAAGCAACGAGGAUGGAACGUUCACCAUCUGCCACAAGACCGAAGUGGUGAAGAACACGCUGAACCCGGUGUGGCAGGCCUUCUCCAUUCCCGUCAGAGCGCUCUGCAACGGAGACUAUGACAGGACAAUAAAAGUGGAGGUGUAUGACUGGGACAGAGAUGGAAGCCACGAUUUCAUCGGCGAAUUUACCACCAGCUACAAAGAGCUCUGUCGAGGUCAGAGCCAGUUAAACGUCUAUGAGGUGGUGAAUGCCAAGAAGAAAAUAAAGAAAAAGAGAUACAUCAACUCUGGGACGGUGUCCUUGCUGUCAUUCAUUGUGGAGUCAGAGCACACCUUCCUGGAUUACAUCAAAGGAGGGACUCAGAUUCACUUCACAGUGGCCAUUGAUUUCACUGCAUCAAAUGGAAAUCCAUCCCAGUCCACAUCACUGCACUACAUGAACCCGUACCAGAUGAAUGCCUAUGCCAUGGCACUGAAGGCUGUGGGAGAGAUCAUCCAGGACUAUGACAGUGAUAAGAUGUUUCCUGCCCUGGGAUUUGGUGCUAAGCUGCCCCCUGAUGGGAGGGUCUCCCAUGAGUUCCCUCUGAAUGGCAACAUUGAGAACCCGUACUGUAAUGGCAUGGAGGGGAUUCUUGAAGCGUACCAUCAAAGCCUUAAGACGGUUCAGCUGUAUGGACCCACCAACUUCGCUCCUGUUGUUAAUCAUGUGGCAAGGUAUGCAGCAGCGGUACAGGAUGGAUCUCAGUACUUUGUCCUGCUCAUCAUCACUGAUGGCGUCAUAUCAGACAUGGCUCAGACCAAGGAGGCCAUAGUGAAUGCAGCUAAACUCCCCAUGUCUAUCAUCAUUGUUGGAGUUGGCCAAGCCGAGUUCGAUGCCAUGGUUGAGCUGGAUGGUGACGACAUCAGGAUUUCCUCACGGGGAAAGUUGGCAGAGAGAGACAUUGUACAGUUUGUCCCGUUCAGAGACUACAUGGACCGCACAGGCAACCACGUGCUGAGCAUGGCUCGGCUGGCGAAAGACGUACUGGCCGAGAUCCCCGACCAGCUGAUCUCCUACAUGAAGAGCAGAGCUAUUAAACCGAACCCCGUCCCACCGGCUUACUCGACCAUCGACCAGCCCCAGACCAACCCUGUCUGAACCCCCCUGCAAGGCUCCAUGUUUGCGUGGGCCAGGGUUGAGAUUGAUUGAAAACCCGCCUUCACACCCGCCCUUCUGGGAGAAUGGAGAUGCUCUGGAGGCCCUUUAGUAAACAUUAGAUGGGAAGACGAUGAGACUAACAUUUUUGUUAGGGAGCAAUAUAAGACUGCUUUGGGGCAAGCUGCUGAUGAUCAGGGAGUUUUUUUGCUCUCUGUUUGAGGAUGAGAGCGCUAGAGAUGAGUCAGCUGAUGAAGGGAGGUUUUAGUCAUUUGCUGUCAAACCUGUCAAAGUGGUGAUGUUAUGGAUAGCAAGUAAACCCGUAGAGAGAGCCUGUAUGAGGGCGUAAAUAUAUUAGAAUGUGCCAGUGUGUAUCAUGUUUGUGAUACCUUUUGGAAUCGAUGUGUGUUAAACUAGGAAAUCAUGUGUAUACUAAUUUAUUUAUUUAUUUAUUGCAGAAAUAAUUUAUUCCUUCGUGGGGGUUUUAAGGGUGGGGAUGAAAGUCAUACUUCCCCUGUAGUUUUCCAUCUUAUAUUUUGUGACCAGGUUAAUAAAAAUCUCCCCAUUUCUACUUUGAUAAGGACUGUAAUAUAAAAGCAUGUGAUAAAACCUAUUAAGCAGUUUAUGAAUCAUUUUCACUGAUGGAUAACUUUUUGAUUGCAAGCUGUUAUAUAUAGAGGACCUGCUGUGAGCUGUCGCCAUACUGAUUAUCCAGCACCAAUUCUUCUAUGUAUUUCUUAUAUUUAUAUUAACAGAAUGCACUAAUUACUGUCCAAAUAAAAAGCACAAAGGUUAAACUGUUAAUAAGCUUAAAUAAACAACUAUUCUUUUGAAGGAACCAACAGCUGCCACAAUGAAAAUAAUGGAAAGGACCCCAUAUUGUGUUUUCAGCACAUCAUCUUCCACCAUCAUUUUUAAACAAGACGGCAACUGGAAAAAUGACUUUACUGAUUUAUUUAAAUUAGCUCGUGUUCAUCAUAAAAACAAGAUGUUUACAGAACAAUAGAUGAAUAAUUCAGAGCACAUUUUUCGCUUUCCCUGUUAGUACACCGAGAGGUAAAUCUGCUUAAGACACGCUGCCAUAUCUCAUUCGUCAUCUCGCUGCUUGUGUUACUUCCCAUUAUAUUUGUUGUGGUUACAGUUUCUUGUCUGAGAUUUUGCUUGGUGCUGUUCAAGGACCCUACAAAUAAGACUGAUGUCAACUAAUACCCACUUUAAAUAGAUUUGCUUCCCCAGAAUGAAUAAUUCAUUGUUCAGCAACAAAAGUAUGACAUUUAGGCGAUGAAUGUUUUUAAAAUAAGUUAAAAAAACCCCACAACUGAUCGCACAAAAGAAAAGCUGAUACAAAUCCAUCAUUUCUCAUUCAUCUGGUGUCUUGUGUAUGCGUUUUGUUUUCUAUGUUUUUACUCUUUAAUUAAUUGAUUGUUCCCGCAAAACAUUGUUUUAAACUGAUAAACAGCAGCCCAUUUUCUAACAAAACAUUGGGAUACCAUUCUAAUACCUAAGAGGCAAUUUCACAAUUCUGUUCAAGGGUUUAAUUCCAGCCAAUUGUUGAUAUAUUCACAACACUGCAUUUCUUUUUAGUGACUGUGUACGAAUUCUGUUAAGACAAUUUACCGCCAUUGUGGCCCAGUUGUGUACAUCCUAAUUUAUAGUGAUCAUCUUUUUCAUCAGUCUCUCUCAGUCACUCAAUAUCUCGAUCCAAAUGUGCCUACUAUAUGGAAACAUAUCCAAAUUCAGUUACCCAGGUGUUACUCUGCCAGCAGCAGCAGCAGCAGCAGCAGCAGCAGCAGCAGCAGGUCUCAUGUUAAAGAUGUACACACAGAAAAUGUUAGUGAUGAUAAAUCUGUAAAAGAUUAGGACUAUUACAGCUGCAGAGGCCGACCAGUGUUCUGUACUUUUUUAUACUUAACAGCUCUUCACUAAUGAUCUUUGAAAUAAUGAAAGUUAACAGUGUCGCUGAGCCUUGUUGUACAAUGUUCAAAGUCAAGACUUGUUUACAAUUCAACUGUGGCUACUUGCAUUGCCUCAAGGAAAAAAAAGUAAACAUUCAUGGGUUUCAUUAAGAAAGUGAGUUCACCUUUGAUCCAUUGUGUUCGUGCAUUAUUCAGUCUUAUUUUGUACUUUGAGAGUUUCAUCGACUGACACUGGAGAGCGAACAAAGAUUUGUCAUGUUGUUCUCCGAGCUCUGAGUUCUCACUGUUUUGUUUUGUUGUGUCGAAGUGCGUCAUGUUGCUUUACGAUCUUAGUUAGGCUUAGUUCAAUGUUCUCUGACUCCCAUUGCUUUAGUGCUCUCAGAGAGAAGAAGAUAUAGAGCCUGAUGAUUCUGCAGAAACUCAGUCCAGAGGCAGUGAACUCCUUCUGUCACGGGCCCAGAUCCAUAUUUGGCUUUUUCUUUUUGUUCUUUUUUUUCUUUCCCUUUUUUAAAUUUUUCAUUAGUGAUGACAUUUUCUCCCUCGGAAGACAAAGCAGCAUUUAAUCUGCUGCCAAAUUCACUUGUUCAUCACAAGUGAAAUGAGGCCAUUUAGUUUUAGUUGCAUAACACACAUGAGUACCAGAAUACCUCUUCAGAAAGCCAUUCAAGCCAAAAGGAAAUAAUGAAUACAUAGUGAAAAAAUGUCUUAUGAAAUAUGUUUAAAGUAUUAUAUAUUAACAACUUAAAUAUUUGAUGUAUUUACUUAAAAUUCUACUACUUCUAUUUUUUAUGCUUUUCACAUUUUCCCUCAAUCACAGGGUAAUCAUUACAGACAGAUAAUUAAUUAGGUUAAGGAAGUCUUUUGGCAGCCGUGUUAAGUCACCAUCAUCAUGCAGCUCACGAACUGUAAGAAGAAGUGCAAUUCGAGCUGUAUGUUGUGUGCAUCUUUUCAGACAUAUUUUACGUGAUUAAUUCUAGUUAAAAUGAGUUCAAAUGGCUUUGCUGUGCUACUGAGAUGAUAAAAAGCUACAAUCUUUUUGGUCUCUCUCCUGAGGCCUAUUUCCUCCACAUGGAAAUCAAACAACUACUAAUCAAUAAAUAUGUAAUGAGCACUGUAAUGAUGCUUAUGCAAUUGUUUGAAACAUAAUAAUAAUAAUUAGAUAUAUUUUCCAGUCUAAAACAUGUCGCUCCAGCACCACAAUUAUGUCUUUCCUCUCGGUGGAAAUGGCUUUGAUUAUUCCUUCAUUUUGAUUUUCUCUGAGGCUGAUCUCCGAUUAUGUACAUAAGCCCCGUACACAGAACACUCAGUGCCAAACUGUGUUCAUUUGCUGAACUUGGCCUCUUUAGACAAUGUGCAUGUUUGUGCCAAAACGGCAGGAAUUUGGUAGUCUGCCCUCAUUUCACUUGAUUAUUGCAUUUGCCAUGUGCUUUGUUUGUUACUUUGGGUGUUUUUCCACGAGAGAACAGCCACCUCGAGCAUGUUGCAUCUCUGGUUUUUGUCCAUUCUGUUCCUAUGAGACACAUACUGUAUGGGUUCUUCUUGCCACUACUCCUGUUUUAUCCCAGGUUGUUUACAUACCUCUCUUGGUCUCUGACUUGCAUGCUGAAUUUCCAAACCAGGUGUUGGACAUGAUAUUGUCGUCAUACUGUGGUUUGUGAAAUGCUUUGUAAUGGAUUGCCUUAAAUGAAGACUAUUAAAUUAUUGACAACUUUG
Molecule: messenger RNA, 6496 nt
Organism: Acanthopagrus latus (yellowfin seabream)
Lineage: Eukaryota; Metazoa; Chordata; Actinopteri; Spariformes; Sparidae
Gene: cpne5a
Product: copine Va
Exons: 21
Coding region: 1149-2870 (573 amino acids)
Biological process (GO): cellular response to calcium ion
Cellular component (GO): plasma membrane
Molecular function (GO): calcium-dependent phospholipid binding
Source: RefSeq, a predicted model, not a curated record